Cucurbita moschata (crookneck pumpkin) is the source of this 765-nucleotide messenger RNA. Its product is annotated as immediate early response 3-interacting protein 1-like. Gene Ontology annotation, biological process: endoplasmic reticulum to Golgi vesicle-mediated transport. The transcript is spliced from 2 exons. The coding region runs from base 319 to 552 and encodes 77 amino acids. Gene Ontology annotation, cellular component: Golgi membrane; endoplasmic reticulum membrane; COPII-coated ER to Golgi transport vesicle. The record is from RefSeq and is a predicted model, not a curated record. NCBI's taxonomy places the organism in Eukaryota, Viridiplantae, Streptophyta, Magnoliopsida, Cucurbitales, Cucurbitaceae.
GAAUUCGAGUCAGACCGAGUUCGGCUCGGUCCUAUGGUUGUCUUUGCCCGAACCGGCGCCUGAACUUCUACAUUCGCGCGCCGUCUUCUACAUUACCCCCUAAUUUUUUUUCGCUGUCUUCGGUUUGCCUUUGUUCGCCGUUCAAUCUCACUCUCGCCUUGUUGUCGUUUGAUCUCCUUAUCUCUUUGCUUGUGCUCGUCUUCCCGCCUUCCGAUCUCCCUCUCUGACGACUUUAAGGUAAUAACGUCAUCAGUACAAAGGAGUCCCUAGAUUCAAAACCCUCUGAAGUGUGUUUCCAGUAAGUUAGAGCUCAGGAAAAUGGGUCUGUGGACGCUACUAGAGGGUUGUCUGCUUCUUGCCAACGCGCUAGCAAUUCUAAAUGAAGAUCGCUUUCUUGCUCGUCGAGGAUUGAGCUUCUCUGAAUUCUCAGGAGGCAGAACAAAAUCAUUCAAGGGACAGCUUAUUGGCCUUGUCUAUGCAACACAAUAUUUAAGAGUUCCUCUCAUAAUGCUCAAUGCACUGUGUAUCUUUGUAAAGUUGGUAUCUGGAUGAUGAGAUGCCAACUUCAACUCUGUGAAAGUUUACAUCUAUCAUAUUAUUCUUGAUUUCUCUGUUGUAAUGUAACAUUGAGCUACUUUAACUUCUGAAUUUGUUGCAAUAUAUGUUGCACCAUUAGCGAACAUUUCUGGGACUUGUCAAGGUAGGAGGGAAAUGACUAUUUUUCCCUCUCUUGUUGAAGUAAAAGAUAUGGCUAGUUUGGUUUCA